CAAAAUACUGGUUCAAAUCACGUAGCUGGAAACCAAAAAGUAAUUUUAGUGAUAACGAGCACGUGACAAAAAUGAUAACAAAAACAAAAUUCAAAUUUUUACCUACGUUUUGCGAAAUUAAUUCUGAAUUAAAUCCAGUUCUAAUUAAUUAAAUAGCAAAAUGCCUCCUGCAAAAAAAUCUAUAAAGAAGCAGAAACAUUUGCCACAUCUGGAGCUGGAAGAUGACUCUUUCGACUGGUCCUCCAAACCGUUAUCUAUCGAGCAAAAUGAUCCUGUCACAUCAUCAUCGGAAGACGAAGAAGAGACCGAAAAAAAGAGAAAGGGUAUUAGUAAAAAAGAAGCCAAGAAAGAGCAACUUUUAGCCGAAAAGAGACUUCGAGAGAAAGAGGAAGAAUUACUCAAUCUAGAUGAAAAUCCCCAAACAUCCGAUCAAUUUGAUAGACUUUUAUUAGGAUCUCCGAACGAUUCAAAAUUAUGGAUUAAAUACAUGGCGUUCCACUUACAGAAUACUGAAUUUGAGAGAGUGAGAUCGACUGCUAGAAGAGCUCUGCAAACCAUUGACUCCAGAAAGGAACAGGAGAUAUUGAACAUUUGGAUUUCGUUGUUGAAUUUUGAGAAUUUGUAUGGAACAAAAGAAAGUUUGAAUAAAUGUUUCGAAGAAGCUGCUCGUGUAUGUGACGAAUAUCAAAUAUACUCCAAGAUGUUGGAUAUUUACGUUGCCUCAAAUAAAUCCAAGGAAGCUGAACAGUUGGCCCAUAAAAUAACGAAGAAAUUCAAAUAUUCGAUGGAUUCGUGGUUGCAUUGUUGCGAAUGUUUAUUCAAAAUUAAAGAUAAUACCAAAGCUAGAUUUACUCUGCAACGAGGAUUAACGAGUUUAGCUAAAAAAGAACAUGUAUCAUUCAUUAGUCGAUUCGCUCUACUGGAACACAAAUACGGUUUCCCUCAAGAAGCUCAAACUUUAUUCGAACAUAUCCUAACGUCGUAUCCAGCUCGAGUAGAUAUCUGGAGUUGUUACGUGGAUUUAUUAGUCAAAUCGAAUUCCAUCGAUAUCGCUAGAAAUGUGUUGGAAAGAGCGUGUUCCCUGAAGUUACCUGCGAAGAAAAUGAAAACCUUGUUUACAAAAAGAAUCGCAUUCGAAGAAAGAUUUGGAGAUGAAAGUGCUGUGCAAAAUGUCAAGAAAGAAGCUCAAAAUUAUGUGUCGAAUUAUGCUAAGGUUUUUUAAUAUUAAAAGUGUAUAUUUUCACGUUGA
Planococcus citri (citrus mealybug) is the source of this 1249-nucleotide messenger RNA. It is a transcript of the gene Rrp5, whose product is annotated as Ribosomal RNA Processing 5. The record is from RefSeq and is a predicted model, not a curated record. The coding region runs from base 161 to 1222 and encodes 353 amino acids. Gene Ontology annotation, cellular component: small-subunit processome; nucleus; nucleolus. Gene Ontology annotation, biological process: rRNA processing. The transcript has 9 exons. Gene Ontology annotation, molecular function: RNA binding; protein binding. NCBI's taxonomy places the organism in Eukaryota, Metazoa, Arthropoda, Insecta, Hemiptera, Pseudococcidae.